AUGGUGCAAUACGGUGGUGACGAAGUUGCGGCGCUGGUGGUGGACAUUGGCGCUUCGAGCGUGCGCGCGGGAUAUGCGGGCGACGAUACUCCCAAAGCGGUCGUCAACGCGAGCUACGGCUUCAUCAACGAAUCCGGAGAUGGUGAUGCGGUUAUGGACGACGGCAAUGGUGGAGCCGCGUCUUCGUCAAAAAUGUUUAUAGGACAGCAUGGUCCUUCUAUCUGGCGCGCGAAUAUGCAGGUCGGAAAUCCUAUUCAGGAGGGAAUGAUCGCCGACUUCAAACCUAUACCCGCCCUCGUCCGACAUGCACUGCAAGAUGUGAUGCAUGUUGAUGCUACCGAGCAUCCUGUACUUGUCACCGAACCCGCAUGGAAUACGCCUGAAAACAGGGAACGCAUGGCUGAGAUCAUGUUCGAGGAAUUCAACGUCCCUGCAUUCUACAUUGCCAAUACCGCUGUCUUGAACGCGUUCGCCGCGGGCAAGGGCUCUGCUUUGGUUAUCGACAUUGGCAAGUCGACCGCGAGUGUAACGCCCGUGGUCGAUGGCUUUGUACUACGAAAAGGCCUCGUACACUCAUCGCUACCCCAACUUGUCCACGCAAGCGCCCGAAACCAGCUCGUGAACCAACAGCAAAACCAUCCGCCAAUUCAACUCCUUCCCCACCAAUUGAUCGCCGGAAAGACGCCCGUAGCCCCUUCCUCCCCGGCCAUGUUCCAAGUCAGGCAAGACCGCGCACCCCAAACAACGCCCUCGCUCCUCAAAUACUACGAAGAGCGUGAAGUAGAAGAAUGGAUUCAGUCCGUAGCGGGUGUACUCGACCAAGGCUGGAACGACCAGCUCGCCACAUCCCGCCCUAUGAAGCAGUACGAGUUCCCAACGGGCUUCAACGCCUACUUCGGCAAGGACCGCUUCCAGGUCGGGGAGAUGUGGAUGGGCGCGAGCAGGGAGGUUCAAGGGUCUAACCCGGGUCUGCCCCUUUCGUUGCCACAGUUGUUGAGCAAGAGCCUGAAUGCGCUGGACGUUGAUAUGAGGGGGGUGUUGCUUGGGAAUAUCGUGUUGACGGGUGGAGGGAGCUUGUUCGCGGGGCUGAGUGAGAGGUUGCAGAGCGAGCUGCAGAGGCAGAUGCCCAAUGUCUCUAUCAAGAUCCAUGCGCCGGGCAACACCAUCGAGCGCAAGUACGGUGCGUGGCUGGGCGGCUCUAUUCUCGCCAGCCUCGGCACAUUCCACCAGCUCUGGAUCAGCCGCGAAGAAUGGCAGGAGCAUGGGAAAGCCAUCGUUGGACAACGCUGCAAAUGA
Messenger RNA from Peniophora sp. CBMAI 1063, 1296 nucleotides. The record is from the annotation of a GenBank genome assembly. NCBI's taxonomy places the organism in Eukaryota, Fungi, Basidiomycota, Agaricomycetes, Russulales, Peniophoraceae.